This is a messenger RNA of Hyposmocoma kahamanoa, 1857 nucleotides long. Its product is annotated as serine protease gd-like. The coding region runs from base 1 to 1791 and encodes 596 amino acids. Gene Ontology annotation, biological process: proteolysis. The transcript has 10 exons. The record is from RefSeq and is a predicted model, not a curated record. Gene Ontology annotation, molecular function: serine-type endopeptidase activity. Lineage: Eukaryota; Metazoa; Arthropoda; Insecta; Lepidoptera; Cosmopterigidae.
AUGGCUAUAACAAAGUACAGAACCGAGUGCAAACAGAGUAGCAAGAAACUAAUAGAACUACAGAUUCGACAACUAAACUCCCUUCUACUCUUGAUCCUAGCAGUGUCGUCUCAAGAACAGAGUACACCUGUCUCGCCUUGUACCAACGUGUUCACGUACGAACAAAUCAGUCCAGAAUUAGGUAUAUGGUAUGGAGUAAUCAAGCUAUCGACGGAAAGUGCUUUGCAAUCGCUAUGGUUAAAUAUAAUUUUGGAUAGCAAAGCUGAAAUGCUUGGGAAUUGGGUAGGCAACGUAACAACAACAGAUAAUAUAGAUUACAAAAUAAUAAACACCAACAUGAAAAUCCAACCUGGUCCAUCGCAAACAAUCAGAUUCUUCAUUCAGUAUAAUCCGUUAAACCAACCACCCAAACUGCAAGCAAUAAAAUUGAACGGUAGAGAAAUCUGCAAUGCUAACAAUGUUGAAUCUGUAGUCUCAGAAUCAGUAGAACUAAGGCGAAGUGGAUCAGAAACUGCAAUACGACUUACAUAUAGACCAGAAUCAACGCGACCGAGACCAGAAAGUACACGCCCGCAAAGACCGGAGAGCCGACCCGAGGAAAGACCAAAUAUCAGACCAGAAGACCGACCGGUCACAAAACCGGUGUAUGGAAUUCCGGCGGGAGAAGGACCAGUGUAUAUUCCAACUUUGAACCAACCUGGUGAUUAUAGCAACCCGAAUCCAUACAGCAUAAGUGAUGGACGUGUCCCGGCACAGAACGUGGGCUCCCAGACUUCUAGCGGUGGAAUACCCGAGAUGUAUCCGGCUACACCCACCGCACCCUCUUGGAUGACCUCGUCUCGACCAAAGGUUGAUGAAGACGACUUUGAUAGUGAUAGUCGCGCAGAUCCAGCCGAGUACUUCACAGGUGAACGACCAACAAUCGUGGUACCCAGCAGACCACCAAACAGCAACAACAAUUAUUAUAACCAACAAAAUAAUAACCAGGGCGAAUGCGGGCGUGUGAUGCGCUACAGUCCGAACCCUUUGAUUGUGAAUGGGAAACCAACCUAUGAAGGACAGUGGCCCUGGCAGAUCGCUCUUUACCAGACCCAGACGGUAGACAACAAGUACAUCUGCGGAGGUACCCUGGUUUCCCAUAGUCAUGUCAUCACAGCAGCUCAUUGCGUGACACGCAGAAACUCCAAUCGUGUUGUUAACAGGAACACACUCACAGUUUACUUGGGAAAACACAACUUGAGAACUUCCGUUGAUGGCGUUCAAAUCAGACUGGUGUCAGACAUAAAAGUCCAUCCAGAAUACAACGCGUCUGCGUACAGCCGCGACCUAGGCAUCCUAGAACUGAGAGAACCAGUCACCUACACCGAUUGGGUGAGACCUGCUUGUCUCUGGCCGGAGAAUGAGGUUGACCUUGCUAAUGUCAUUGGAGAGACAGGAUCGGUGGUAGGUUGGGGUUUCGACAUCACAGGUACGGCGACUGAAGAACUAACUCUGGUGGAAAUGCCUGUAGUUGAUCAAGAGACCUGCAUCAGGUCGUACAGCGAGUUUUUUGCGAGAUUCACAUCGGAAUAUACUUUUUGCGCUGGAUAUAGAGACGGCACAUCUGUUUGCAACGGUGACAGCGGAGGCGGCAUGGUGUUCAACAAACAAAACCGAUGGUACCUACGAGGCCUGGUCUCGCUCUCCGUGGCUCGGCAGAACGAGUACCGCUGUGAUCCCACUCAUUACGUGGUCUUUACAGAUUUAGCCAAAUUCUUGCCGUGGAUUAAACAGAAUAUUAACGAAUAUUAGGGAACACUCAACUUUGAUUUCACUUGCAUACUAAACGCUGUUAAAUUGUUAUAAUACUGUUAAAUU